AUGGUGCUAGGCGAGCUCGGGUCCAAGCUCCAGGGCGCGCUGGCCAAGCUCAACCGGUCCAUGGUCGUGGACGACGAGGUGUUCAACGCGCUGCUCAAGGAGAUCAGCGGCGCGCUGCUCGAGUCCGACGUCCAAGUCCGUCUCGUGCGUCAACUCCGGGACAAUGUCAAGCUGGCUGUGAACCUCCAGGACACGAGCUCGGGCGUGAACCGCCGUCGUCUGAUCCAGAAGUCACUCGUGGACCAGCUCGUGCUCAUGUUGCAGCCGGAGGCGCUGCCUUACAAGAUGAAGAAAGGCCAGAGCAAUGUGAUUAUGUUUGUGGGUCUCCAGGGCAGUGGCAAGACCACGAGCAUUGCCAAGUUUGCUCAUUAUUACCAGCGGAAAGGCUGGAAAACGUGCAUGGUGUGUGCCGAUACGUUCCGUGCCGGUGCUUUCGACCAGCUCAAGCAGAACUCGACGAAGCUGCGGAUCCCGUUUUAUGGGAGUUAUACGGAAGCGGAUCCUGUACGGAUUGCCGAAGAAGGUGUCGCGCAGUUUCGAGCCGAGAACUAUGAGAUUAUUCUGGUGGAUACGAGCGGUCGUCAUAAGCAGGAAGCAGAUUUGUUUGCCGAAAUGAAGGAGGUUUCGACGGCUGUCCAGCCGGAUGAUAUCGUGUUUGUCAUGGACUCGACGAUCGGGCAAGCAGUGUUUGAUCAAGCUAGUGCUUUCCGUGAGACGGUGCAAGUAGGCAGUGUGAUCAUUACGAAGUUGGAUGGUCAUGCAAAAGGUGGAGGUGCGCUUAGUGCCGUAGCAGCGACGGGGUCUCCGGUUAUAUUCUAUGGUACGGGCGAACAUUUCGUGGACUUUGAGGCGUUUAACGCCCACAGUUUUGUGAGUCGGCUUAUGGGAAUGGGCGACAUUCGGGGCCUGAUGGAGGAAGUGAAGACGAGCGGCAUGCUUGACAACCAGGAGGAAAUGGUCGAGAAGUUUCAGAAGGGUGUGUUUACGCUGCGGGACAUGUACAAGCAAUUCCAGAGCGUCAUGAAGAUUGGUCCAUUGAGUAAAGUCAUGGCGAUGAUCCCGGGAUUGCCUCAGGGCAUGAGCGAGAUGAUGAACACGGGUGGAGGUGAGGAAGAAGCUUCAAAACGACUGCGGCGGUUCCUCUUUAUGAUGGACAGUAUGACGGAUGCUGAGCUGGAUGGCGUCGUCCCGCUUUCGGACUCGCGCCAGAUGCGUGUUGCGCGUGGCUCGGGUUGCCAGCUUGUAGAGGUGGGGUUCCUGCUGAAAUGCCACAAGCAGUUUGCAGCUGUGGUGAGUCGCAUGGGCAAGAGCAGCCUCAUGAAGACAGGGGACGCCGCGCUUGGAAAGCAGAUGACUCGCAACCCGAAUGUGGUGAUGCAGCAGCUGUCGAAGGUCAUUGACCCCAAGGUGCUGGCGCAAAUGGGUGGGCCGCAGAACUUGGUACGGGUGAUGAAGCAGAUGCAAGGCAUGGAUCCCGGUGCAAUGGCUAAAAUGGCCCAGGGCAUGGGUAUGGAGAUGCCGUUUUAG
Peronospora matthiolae is the source of this 1527-nucleotide messenger RNA. The record is from the annotation of a GenBank genome assembly. Lineage: Eukaryota; Oomycota; Peronosporomycetes; Peronosporales; Peronosporaceae.